AUGGAGGACAUUCCCGGAACGGUGUUUUAUCUUACUCCCUUUAACAACAACAAAUAUGCCGCAGCGAUCAUUCGAGACUCCGCGAAUCACAGCCGACAAGUACGCAGGGUGCCCAACACGGACUCGGACGAGCUAGCCUUGCGAAUCGGGCUCGACCAGCAACUCAAAAGCCAACCCUACCUUGUACAGUUUGGCCGGCGCGAACACAAUGAUUGUGUCGUGGUACUGAGCCCUGACCCAUAUCGCAACCCCGAUGGUCUUGCUGUUGAACGUCAGUGGAUCUUCAUCGUGCGUAACGCCGAGUUUCGUCUGAUACCGCGAUCAUCGCGGGGCCAAGAUGAAGCGACAUUCACGUCCGCAUCAACGAUCACUUUCAACCCCCAUAAUACGCGGUUCAGGACCCCACUCGAGCCUGAGGAGGACGAUCAGAUCCGAUCUACCAGGAUCAGGACGCUUGGAAGCGGAGGACAAGGUGAAGUGCAUAAGGUUAUUGACAUGUAUACCGGCGCGCAUUACGCUUGCAAAAUCGUCGCCGUGAAGGCACAGGUACCCCAAUGGAGGAUCUAUUCGGAGAGAGAUUUCAGGGCAAGAGUUGAAAUGGAGGUGAACUUGGUUCGGGAGCUACGGCACGCCCAUAUCGUCCCAUACGCACACACCCAGGGGUUCAAGAUCGGCCGGGAUAUCAAAAUCUUCAUGCCUAUUUAUGAAGGAAACCUUCACGACUUGCUAAAGCGGCUCCGAUGUGAAGUACCAGGCACGGUGCUGGACAAGACCGACGCGAUGCUUUCCCAGAUGUUACACGCACUGGACUUUGUACACACUCGCGAUCCGCCAAUCAUUCAUCGAGACAUAAAACCUCCGAAUAUCCUCUACUCAGGCGACCAGUUCUUUUUGACCGACUUUGGGAUCGCCAAGGUCGUUGAUACAUCAAAUACUGUCGUUGGGACACAAUGGUACAUGGCGCCUGAAGUUUGGGCAAACAGGGAGCAGACACCAAAGGUUGAUAUAUGGGGACUCGGCGUGACUGUCAUGGAGUGUUUGGUACAACUCCUGCCUGAAGAAGAGAGGCAAGCCCGGUUUUCGAAAUGGGAGCAGUGGUAUGAGUACCUCCAGGGAUGUCUAAACCAGCACCAACAUGCACGUCCCUUUGCGUCUAUGCUCGCCGUUGACAUCGGUCGGCGUCCAAUAGCUCGCGAUCUUCUCACCCUACAAAACCCACUGACCAAUGCCACCUUGGGUUUGGGAGUAUCGUCACGUGCAAGCCAGGCAACCGGGAAAACGAUAUACGCCGCUGCGAGUACUCCCAUGGAUUGGACAGGAACGGUAGCCACGGCAUUCUUUCAGGGAAACCCUCAGCCCAAGCAAUGCAAUGGGAGUAUGGAGCACUCGCAGUCAAACCCAGUGGCAGUUCCAUCGCCAAACAUGCCUCCCAGUCGACCGGCGCAGCCAGCAGCCAGCCGUGCAGGGUCUGUCAAGUCUGUGAGGUCUCGAGACGGAAGGCCGCAGAGAGGCCACAAGGGUGGUGGGUCAUCACAGAACGGGCGUCAUACACUGUCUUCUGCCGGGGUACCAAAACGGUCCUCGGGCAGAAAGCAACGACCGAAAAGCAUACGCAAGGCACAUGAGGUUCAAGCAUUAGGAAUGGGAUAA
Anthostomella pinea is the source of this 1650-nucleotide messenger RNA. NCBI's taxonomy places the organism in Eukaryota, Fungi, Ascomycota, Sordariomycetes, Xylariales, Xylariaceae. The record is from the annotation of a GenBank genome assembly.